AAUAAGCCCAAGAAAAGCUAAUAACUAACACAAUCUAAUCGAAAGAUAAAAAAAAGUUUUAAUCUUUUUUCAUUCCGGUGGCCGGAAAGAGAGAACCCAUCAAAGGGGUUUUUUCUUUCUUGAGCCCCUUUGAAAAACACCCAAAUAUUUAUUAUAAUUAUAUUUCAUUUAAAUUUUAGAUAAAAUAAAGAAUGGGGGGUAGUACAUUAUCAUCAAAUUGUACAACAAAUGAAAGAUUUGUUGACAGAGAGGUUUUCUUGAAUGUAUAUGAUCUUACCCCUUUCAAUAAUUACAGCAUUUUCUUUGGAUUUGGUUUUUUCCAUACUGGUAUUGAAGUGUAUGGUAUGGAAUAUGGGUUUGGGGCACACGACUACUCAAUUAGUGGAGUGUUUGAAGUUGAACCGAGGAGCUGCCCGGGAUUUAUCUAUAGAUGUUCAAUUUCACUUGGUCAUAUAAGCAUGUCGGCUACAGAAUUCAGAGAAUUUAUCGAAACCAUGGCUUCAGAUUAUCAUGGAGACACAUAUCACCUAAUAUCCAAGAAUUGUAACCAUUUUACUGAUGAUAUCUCUCAGAGGCUAAAUUGCAGAAGGGUUCCUGGCUGGGUGAAUCGGUUGGCGAAGUUUGGUUCUUUGUUCAGUUGUCUGCUUCCUGAAAGCCUUGAAGCAACUACUGUCAAACAGCUGCCAGAGUAUCAUACAUACGAUGAUGAUGAUAGUGAUUCUGCAUCAAACUCAAGCAGCCAAGAUGCAUCAGAAAGCGAUGAGGUUGACCAAAAGGUCCUCCUUUCACCAACACCCGCUCCUGAAAUAGCUUUCAUUAAAGAGAUGCCAAGAUAGAGGAAGCUCAAUGUCAACAAAAUAGCAAGCGUUUAAGAUGAAGGAAGUCACAUACGAGGG
Messenger RNA from Erigeron canadensis, 896 nucleotides. RefSeq names its product deSI-like protein At4g17486. The record is from RefSeq and is a predicted model, not a curated record. Gene Ontology annotation, molecular function: deubiquitinase activity. Gene Ontology annotation, biological process: protein deubiquitination. Bases 192 to 836 code for a protein of 214 amino acids. The transcript is spliced from 5 exons. Lineage: Eukaryota; Viridiplantae; Streptophyta; Magnoliopsida; Asterales; Asteraceae.